Messenger RNA from Betta splendens (Siamese fighting fish), 3683 nucleotides. Its product is annotated as integrin alpha-6-like. The coding region runs from base 373 to 3543 and encodes 1056 amino acids. Gene Ontology annotation, molecular function: integrin binding. The record is from RefSeq and is a predicted model, not a curated record. Lineage: Eukaryota; Metazoa; Chordata; Actinopteri; Anabantiformes; Osphronemidae. Gene Ontology annotation, biological process: cell-cell adhesion; cell-matrix adhesion; cell adhesion mediated by integrin. The transcript is spliced from 25 exons. Gene Ontology annotation, cellular component: integrin complex; external side of plasma membrane.
UCGUGUGUGGGGUCAGCAGAUUUAUAGUUUUCUAAAUCUGUACCGGUACAGGUGUUUAAUUAAAAGGUAUUGCAACAACUGCAGUAAAAUGAACUAUAUUUAGUGAUGUAUAUGUAUUUGCUGACUGUCAGAGUCACAUUCUUCUGCUAUGGCUCUCCACAUUGAAGACUCGAGGACUGACUCAUUCACUUUGGUCAGGGCAGACUCGGUAAAUAUUAACUACAGUCGUUAAGUCCUAACAGUGCAGCAUAUUCACAGAGAAGAUAAACGUCCGCCACACCCUGACUGAGCACACUGUUCUAUGAGGCUGCCCACUCCCUGUGCUCUCAGAACGGGUCACGCCAUGAGGACUGUAGAACCUCACUUAGCAGAAUGGCAGCGUACCGGCACCUGUGUCUGUGGACUGUGUGGACGCUCCACACUCUCAUUAUUGCAGGUUUCAACCUGGACACCCAGAAUGUGCUGCAGAGGACUGGAGACCCAGGAAGCCUGUUUGGGUUUUCUGUCGCCUUCCACCAGCAGCUGAGUCCAACCAGAAAGAACCUGUUGCUGGUUGGAGCUCCUCGAUCCAAACUCCAGAACCAGGUGAAUGUGACAGGUGCUGUUUACCAGUGUGACCUGGCUACAACAUCUGGGCGCUGUCGGCCCAUUGAGUUCGACGGUCAAGACUUUCUUGACAGCAGAGGGAUAAACGGCCAGUGGAUGGGAGUCAGAGUGACGAGUCAAGGUCCGGGGCAAAAUGUGAUGUCCUGCGCUCAUCGGUACCAGCAGUGGAGCCCGAGCCCGGGUCCAGGCGUGCCUCGCUUGGUGACGGGUCACUGCUACAUUCUGGGAAACGACCUGAAGGUCGGGAGAGAAGAGAGGAGCUGGAGGCGGGUGGUGUGUGACUCGGAGCAUCUGAGCAGACGUUGGAGGGACCACGACUGGUUCGCAUACUGUCAGCAGGGACGCGGAGCAGCUUUCGCCAAGGACAACGCCUCGCUGCUGUUCGGAGCACCUGGUGCCUAUCAGUGGAAAGGAAUCGUGAGAAUGGAGCUCUUGGACAACGAGGAUCUCACCAGGAUCCUGAGUGAGGACCCUCGUGAGACCGGGGACAUCGACCUGCUCGACUCCACCAUCAUUCCUCUGCAGACAAACAGCUACCUGGGUUUCUCCAUUGACUCGGGCAUGGCCCUGCUCAGGAAGGGGGAGCUGACCAUCGUGUCGGGUGCUCCCAGAGGAGGCUUCAGCGGCCAGGUGGCGUUUCUCAGGCCCGACCCAGCAGCCAAGAGAAGUCUGUCUGUGGAGCUGGUUCUGUCUGGGCCGGGCCUGGCCUCCUCCUUUGGCUACGACGUGGCAGUGGUGGAUUUAAACGGCGAUGGGUGGGAGGACCUGGCCGUGGGGGCGCCGCAGUUCUUCGUCAAAGACGGGUCGGUUGGAGGAGCAGUCUACGUCUUCAUCAACAGCCGCGGGCAGAGGUGGGAGGAGGCUGUUCCCACGCGGCUCGAGGGGUGGAAGGACUCCCUGUUCGGCCUCGCGGUGGAAAGUGUGGGAGACCUCAAUCAGGACGGUUUUGCAGAUCUGGCCGUGGGGGCACCGUACGACGGUUCUGGUCGGGUCUACCUUUACUAUGGCUCCUCUGGGGGCAUCCACAUGAAGCCGGCUCAGGUGCUCUCACCAGGAUCCCAGCAGAUCACCCUGUUUGGAUAUUCUCUGUCAGGAAACCUGGACGUGGACGACAACCAGUACCCGGAUUUGGCCGUCGGUUCACUUUCUGACUCCGUCUCUGUCUACAGAGCUCGGCCUGUGCUCAGCGUCAGCAGCUCUCUGAAGAUCAAACCAAAGGAAAUCGACGUUGCGAAGGAGCAAUGUGACAAACGCACAUGUUACUUCACAGUUCAGGCGUGUUUCACCUACACAGCUCGUCCCACAUCGUUCAGCCCCAAACUCAUGCUCAACUUCACCUUUGAAGCUGAUGCAGAGAAGAGGAGGUCGCGGCUGGCUCCCAGAGUCGACUUCCUGGGCUCCUCCCAAGGAAAGCUGGAGCUGCCGGGACAGGGCAGAGAAGUGUGUACGGACACUCAACUCCGCCUCAUGCGCGAUUUCAAGGACAGGCUGCGGAGCAUCCCCGUCUCUGUCUCCGUGUCUCUGCUGAGCUCCAGUCCCAGCAGCUCAACCUCGGAUCUCCCCAGCGUUACUCCUGUUCUCAACGUCUAUCAGCGGAUGAGCUCCGUGGACAAGAUCAUUCUGAUCAACAAGGGCUGUGGCAGCGACAACGUCUGUCAGAGUAACCUGGAGCUCCAGUACAAGUUCUGCUCCAGAACCACACACGGGGACCAGGAUGUGUUUAAAUCCCCGGUGAGGGAGGACGGAGCUGCCGUCAUCUCUCCCUCUGAGGAGGACGUGGCUUUGGAGAUCAGCGUGACAAACAGGAACGGCGACGAUGCGCAUCAGAGUCACGCCGCGGUCGCGCUUCCGGACGCUCUGCGCUUCGCCUCCGUCGUCUACAGCGCGGAGUCAGACACACACGUGAGCUGCACGGCCAACGACGAGGGGACGCUGGUGGACUGCGAGCUGGGAAACCCGCUGCCGACGGACGCAGAGGUCACCUUUUACGUCGUGCUCUCCACAUCUGGCAUCUCACUGAGCACAAAGCGCGUCGACGUCACCCUGCAGCUUAAAACGACAAGUGAGCAGACUCUACGAGCGGUGCAGGCGUCGGCCAAGGUGGUUUUUGAGCUCCAGCUGCAAAUGCACGGCCUGGCUCAGCCCUCACAAGUGUCCCUCGGUGGAGGCGUGAUCGGUGAAAGUGCCAUCAACUCAGUGGAGGAAAUCGGAGCUCCGCUUAAAUAUGAAUUCAGGAUAACUAAUUUGGGCAGACCACUGGAAUCUUUCGCCAACGUGUCGCUGAGCAUCUUCUGGCCAAAGGAAAACUCUGCAGGAAAAUGGCUCCUGUACUUGACUCAGGUCAAGAGUGAAGGCGUCCAGCAGAGCGUCUGCUCACCAGCACAUGAGAUCAACCCUCUCACGAGUGUAAAGGGCUGGAGCCGACCAAGCGUGAGGAACCGGCGUGAAGCUGAACAUCAGGCCCUCACUGAUGGAUUCACCUUUCAUUCGAACUCCAGGAAACACAAAACAUUGUCGUGCACAGACGGCCUGAGGUGUGUGGAGAUGCGCUGCCCCCUGCUGGGCCUGGACAGCACCGCCGUGGUGGUUCUGCAGUCGCGUCUGUGGAACAGCACCUUCACAGAGGAUUACAGCUCCCUGAACUAUGUUGACAUUGUUGUGGAUGCGACUUUGAGUUUAACUAACUCUCCAGAGAACAUUGGGCUGAAAACAGAGAAGCCCGGAACAAAGGUAAAACUGACUGUGUUUCUUGAGAGAAAGACUAAGUACUUUACGAGAACAGCCUGGUGGAUAAUCGUCCUCACAGUCAUUGCUCUGCUCCUGCUGUUGCUGUUCAUUUGCGUCUUAUUGUGGAAGCGUGGAUGCAUUGACCUUCUUGCUGUAAACAAGAAACCUUCACGUUCUGAGGACACAGAGACCGCUCCACUCAAAGGAUGAAUGGCCUCUUGGUGGGUUGACGCAGGUCUUCAAUGCAGAUGACAGUGUUUCUAAUUAUAAAUCAUUCACUUCUUGCAGCAUUUUUUAUUUUUAUUUUGGCUGCAAAUGUGUUAAGUUAAAAUAUGUCUUGUUUUUUUAUU